This is a messenger RNA of Ruditapes philippinarum (Manila clam), 684 nucleotides long. RefSeq names its product coiled-coil domain-containing protein 146-like. Bases 1 to 318 code for a protein of 105 amino acids. The transcript is spliced from 2 exons. The record is from RefSeq and is a predicted model, not a curated record. NCBI's taxonomy places the organism in Eukaryota, Metazoa, Mollusca, Bivalvia, Venerida, Veneridae.
AUGGAAAAGAAUAUUUAUAACAUACUGGAAUAUUUCAGUUAUUUCAAAAUUGCCCAUUUGAAAGCAAAGUACACAGAGUUUUUACAUGAAAUACUUAAAAAUACCAGGGAGAAUGAGACUUGUUUGUUGUCUCAGACAAAAGAAUGCUCUGCUGAACUUGAUCGUCAAUGUAUAGAGUUAGAGAAAGCUGAUAAUUUUACCAAUGGUUCAAACACAGAGGUUUCAAAGAUGAGACAACAGCUGUUAAAGUAUAACAAUGACUUGAAACAAGCACAAGAAAGGCAGUACGAGCUAGAAUAUCAAAUAGACAAUAGGUAACUGUUCUUUCUCUUUGAUGUCAUUUAUUCUGUAAUGCUUUUAUGUGGCUGUUUUCUUUUGUUUGGCUAAAAAGAACAAUAGAGAGAACAAGAGAGUAGCCACAUUAUUACUCUACUGUUAGAAUGUCCAUCCGUCCGGUAGCAAUUUGGUUUCCGGAGCAUAACUUAAGUUCCAUUUGGCCCAAAAUAUUCAAACUACAUAAGAUGAUUAUCCAUAUUGAGUUGAAGACCCAUAUUGAUUUUUGGGUCACAAGGUCAAAGGUCAAGGUUACUUUACAUUAUUACCUUAAAUCUGAAAACAGUUUCCGUUCCAUUUGGCCCACAGUGUUAAAACUUCAUGGGAUGAUUGUCCAUAUCGGGUAGAAGA